Cordyceps militaris CM01 is the source of this 1035-nucleotide messenger RNA. Its product is annotated as epoxide hydrolase. The transcript has a single exon. The record is from RefSeq and is a predicted model, not a curated record. Gene Ontology annotation, molecular function: hydrolase activity. Lineage: Eukaryota; Fungi; Ascomycota; Sordariomycetes; Hypocreales; Cordycipitaceae. Bases 1 to 1035 code for a protein of 344 amino acids.
AUGGACACGAGCAAGCUCAAGCCCAACGACCCGCGCGUCACCAGCCACUACGAGACGAUUCGCGGCAAGAAAUACCACUACAUUGUCGGCGAGCCGCACGGCACCAAGAUCGGCACCAUGCUCCUCGUGCAUGGCUUCCCGGACAUGGGCUUCGGCUGGCGCGCGCAGGUGCCGUACUUUAUGGCGCGCGGCUACCAGGUGCUCGUCCCCGACAACGUCGGCUACGCGCGGACCGACGCGCCGGCCGACCUGAGCCACUACACCUUUGCGAGCACCGCGGCCGACCUGGCCGAGCUCGCGCGCAAGCACGUCGGCGCGGACGGCCAGAUCGUGCUCGGCGGCCACGACUGGGGCGGGCUGGUCGCGUGGCGCAUGGUCGACCGGUACCCGGCGCUCGUGGCGCGCGCCUUUGUCGUGUGCACGCCGUACGUGCGCGCCGCGGCGCAGUACACGCCGCUCGAGGACCUCAUCCGCGCCGGCAUCCUGACCAACUUUUCGUACCAGCUGCAGUUUGGCGGGCCUGAGGUCGAGGCGCGCGUGCAGGGCCGCGACCGCAUCCGGCAGCUGCUCAACGCCAUGUACGGCGGCCAGGGCCCCGCCGGCGAGCUCGGCAUGCGCGUCAGCCAGGGCGUCGUCUUUGAGAACCUGGACCGCCUCGGCCCGUCGCCGCUGCUGGAGCCCGCCGAGCUCGACUUUUACGCCGACGAGUACGCGCGCCAGCCCGCGCCCGAGCUGCGCGGGCCGCUCAACUGGUACCGCACCCGCCGCCUCAACUUCGAGGCCGACCAGGACCUGGCCGCCGCGCGCAGCAGCAGCAAGGGCGCCAAGAUCGCCGUGCCGUCGCUCUUCAUCGCCGCGAGCAGGGACGCCGCCCUGCCCCCCGCCAUGUCGCUCUCCAUGGACGACAACUUUGACGACCUGACGCGCGCCGAGGUCGACGCGAGCCACUGGGCGCUGGUGGAAAAGGCGGACGAGGUCAAUAGCAUCGUGAGCGAGUGGCUGGAGAAGAAGACGGCCGCCAAGGCAUCACUGUAA